AUGAAGCCCAUCUCAUCGGCAGCUCUCACCUGCGCCCUCGCCUCAACGGCCUGGGCCGCAUCCUAUACCGAAUCCCUCCUCGGCCUACACAAGACCCUCGUCGAAGCCGACUCGACGACCAAAUCCGAAGCCCUCGGAACACAAGCUCUCAAAGGCUACCUCGAGACGAACUUUACAGUCGAGCUCCAAACAGUCGAAGGAACCCGCCAAAACGUCUUUGCCUAUCCCGGCACCGCCCGCGAAGCUCGCGUCCUCGUCACAUCGCACUUUGACACAGUGCCGCCUUACAUCCCUUACUCCCGCUCCGGCGAUGAGAUCCGUGGUCGUGGGACUUCUGAUGCGAAAGGAAGUGUUGCAGCGCAGGUUAUCGCUGUGGAGGAGCUUCUCGCGAGCGGGGAGAUUGCCGAGGGGGACGUCGCGCUGUUAUAUGUCGUUGGUGAGGAAUCUGGAGGCGAUGGUAUGGGAGCCGCAAAUGAGCUGGGCUUAACGUGGGAAUCCGUCAUCUUUGGCGAGCCCACGGAAAAUACCCUCGUCCGGGCGCACAAGGGCGUGCUGGGGUUCAAUAUCACAGCCGACGGCGUCGCAGGCCAUUCUGGGUAUCCCGAGUACGGUCGGAGCGCGAUCGACCUGCUCGUGCGCGCCUUGGAUAAGAUUCAAGACACGAAGCUGCCGUGGACGGAAGAGUUUGGGAACACCACGUUGAAUGUGGGCUUGAUUGAGGGCGGGGUCGCCACGAAUGUGAUUCCGGAGAGCGCAUCGGGGAGGGCGUCGAUUCGGGCUGCGACGGAGGAUUUACAGGGGAUUCAGGAUGUGCUGCAAAAGGCUGUGUCGGAGGUGACGCCGGAGUAUGUCAAUUUGACGUUUACUGGGUUUGGUUUGCCCGUGAGUCUGGACUACGAUGUUGAAGGCUUCAACACUACUGUGGUGAACUAUUACACGGAUGUGCCACGCCUGAAUGGAACCCAUAAGCGUUACUUAUACGGACCUGGGACUAUUUUAGUGGCUCACUCGGCUGACGAGCGCAUCACUGUUCAGGAUCUCGAGCUUGCUGUGGAGGACUACAAGAAGCUCAUCCUCGCUUCCUUGAAGUGA
Molecule: messenger RNA, 1092 nt
Organism: Colletotrichum costaricense
Lineage: Eukaryota; Fungi; Ascomycota; Sordariomycetes; Glomerellales; Glomerellaceae
Exons: 2
Coding region: 1-1092 (363 amino acids)
Molecular function (GO): hydrolase activity
Source: RefSeq, a predicted model, not a curated record